CCCAUCAACUACACAAAUUUCACAGGAAUUGCAAAAUGUGUUCAAUGCUUUCUCGGACACACCUACCGAAAACAGGUCUUAUGUGAACACUUCUAAUUUGGAAUCUACAAUUCCACUGAAGCAGAAAAAUGUGAGUGAAAGUAGGAGGCAGUAUAGAGGAUGUCAUGUAAUCGGAUUAUGGAGUUACAGUUUAGUACCGUACAGGGCUUUUCCUCUACAUAACGGCAACAGUGGAUACGCUGCCAGCUUCUGCUUUGAACAUUGUUCUUAAAUUCAGAAACGCAGGACAAAAAAAAAAAAACAAAAAAAAAACUUCAUGUGAGUUUCAUUUUGAGCUGAUAUUCCUGAUAUUCCUGUAAUACUACAACGUUUACAUUCGGAGUAUAAGUGAAUGAAUAAGUGUGGCAAUAAUCUAUCCGAAACAAGAAGAAGCAACGGCGGCUCUAAACAAAUGAACGGAGCUCUAAACAAACAAACUUUUUAGUACAUCCUAAACAUUUUAAUGUUGGCAAAAACAACACAGCCGUAAGUGGGCCAUAUGCAUCAUUCUGGCUACGGGAGCGUUUUAAUUUAGAGGCUAAAUGGUUUUAAUAACGGACGAAAAUGAUGGCGGAGGCUCCUCUCCAGGCAAAAUCAAACGGAUUCAGCACUCAAAAAUUACUGGUACCACAGCCCAAGUUUAUCCUACAAUAACGGAGGAGCCGCUUGACAUUGCAAACGAUCAUGAUGAGUAUCUCGGUUCUUAUCUGUCGGUGUGUGACGAGGAGGACUAUGAGGAGUAUGACCAAUUCUCCACUUUGCCGGAUAAGAAGAGUGUUAUUUCGGACGAUUCUUUUUAUCCACCGGACAGUGAUUUUGCGGACUCCGAGAGGACACCGUCUCCGGCCAGUCCACAGACGUUGUCCUUCUUUCAAGCAUGUUGCAACAACAAUGCAGAUGCUAUAAAGAUCAAAAUACGGCAGGGUGUGACAAAGGAACAGGUUCUAGAAACGGACAAAAAUAGCAGGACUGGGCUGAUGGUGGCCUGUUACCAUGGCUACAUGGAUGUGGUCAUUGCACUUUCCCAGUGUCCUCAUCUGGAUGUGAACUGGCAGGACACAGAAGGCAACACAGCCCUCAUCACGGCUGCUCAGGCAGGGCAUGCCACAAUCACUAACUACCUGCUCAACUACUUUUCGGGCCUGGACAUUGAGAAGAGCAACUGCCAUGGUUUCACGGCACUGAUGAAAGCCGCCAUGCAGGGGCGAGUGGACUGUGUCCGUGCUCUGAUCAUGGCAGGAGCUGAUCUACAAGCCAGAGAUGAUGGGCGUAGCCUCACCCCCCGCGAAUGGGCCUUGUUCACCGGCCGCUAUGAGACGGCCUUCGUCAUGCAGCAGCUGAACCAGCAGCCCUGCCCGGAGCAGUGCCGCGAGUCCUACCGGCCCGAGUGGCCCCUGCUACCGGCCCUGGUGGACAAUGCGCAGCGGCCCAAAGGCUGCAUCCAGAAGAUCUCCGAGGUGCUGCGCAAUGUCUUCAACGUCGGCAACGUCACGGAAGCCAGGAAGGACGGCGUCCUGGACCACAUGGUGCACGUGACCACGGCGCUCGGCAGCCCCUUUGUCGCUGUGGCGUGCCGGACGGUGUGCCCCGGGAGCCCGCCGUGCGUGGGCAAGCGCCGCUACUCAGUCCAGGAGAUCCUGAAGCAGGAGCGGCUGCAGAGCAUGAAAGACUUCGGGCCGGCAAACCCGGACAACCCCUGCGUCCUGCUGGGGCCUAAAAGCCCGGACUGGUGCACCGGCCUGCAGCUCUGCACCACCUGCGACCCAGACAAGGCUUGUCCCCCGGCACCCCGCAGGUCUCCACUCCACCGGGUGCGCAGGAGCAGCGUGCAGCCGGGCCUGAUGCUGCCCAAACUCAGGAUCUCCAGGGCCCCGACCCCCACGUAUAAGCCUGAACCAGAGCGGAAGAAGAACGGAGGCAGGAGUGGGCAGUUCCUGCAGGUCCCCAAAUGGAGGUACAAGGAACUGAAGGAGGAAAGGAAGAAAGCAGAGGAGGCGGAGAGGAAAAGGUUGGAGGUGGUCACCAGGAGACACCUGCACUCGGGCAAACGGAAGUAACGACAAUUCUGCCACCGCUGUGCACACACUAACCUUCUGAGCAUCUGCCAGGGCAUGAAGGCCUUUCCAUACUUGAAAUGUUUGAAAGUAAUUAUUUUCAUAUUUAUUGUUCAUAACCUUUGAUUCAGAGGGUCAGUCUCAAAAUAAUUACAUUCCAUUGUAUUGGGUCCAUGGCUAAAAUAUGUACACUACCAGCAUAAAUAUCUAACUGAAGGUCACAGCCUUCCUAUAAAGUAUGUUCAUACUUUUGCUUGUAUUUCUGAACAUAGAAGACAAAUUCUUAUCUUUAUCAAUAGUGUUAUAAAAAUGUAAUAAAUAUCAGCAAUGUUAUACUUUUUGCAGUAGUUAUUUACUCCAGCUGGCAUUCCCUUAUAUCGUAACAGUCUCAGGUUUUAAAAAAAAGUUAUACAGUAUGCAAAUUCAUUUUUCAAUAUGCAAAUUUGAUUGGAAUAUUCAGGCUUCCUCAUUAUCCAUGUGGCAGAACCACUGUGCCUCUUUAUCCAUGUCUUGAUAUUCUUCCUCCCUCCCUCACACACACACACACAACCAGCUUGACCCUACAGUCUGAUGACCAGUUGUCGAGCAAGAUUAUUGUGUUUACAGCAUCUAAAAUGUAUGUCCAGGAAUGCUCAGUAAAAUGUAUCUCAGCGAAUGUGAAAUAAAAGUCUGCAGUACUGAAGAAUGGAGAGAGAUGCUUUUCUUUGUAUUAUACAUAAUUAAAUAAAUCAUGGAUAGGGAAGGAAAAGGUUUCCAGCGUAGGCAGACAAAGCUGUUGCAGGCUCAGCAUUUCUGCAGCUGAGGAAUGGGAAGC
Molecule: messenger RNA, 2907 nt
Organism: Electrophorus electricus (electric eel)
Lineage: Eukaryota; Metazoa; Chordata; Actinopteri; Gymnotiformes; Gymnotidae
Gene: ankrd33ba
Product: ankyrin repeat domain 33ba
Molecular function (GO): protein binding
Source: RefSeq, a predicted model, not a curated record